CUAGUGACCCAAAAUUGGGCAGGCUGAUAACUCCUCUGCUCGAAUGGUUCCGAAAACUGAGUACACACUGACUCUUCUGUCGCAGAACAGACAUUUAGGAAUUUCCCAUUGACUAAGCGAGAGCGCCUGCUUCCUUCACCAUGAGAGAUGCGGAGUUCACUCAGGGCUUGGAACACUUCGCGCUUUGUCUGCAUGACCAUUUGUGCCGGGCAAAUCCUGGUCAGAAUAUCAUCUACUCCCCGUUGUCCAUCCAGACCUCGGCGGCCAUGCUGCGCAUGGGAACGGCUGAGGGAUCGGCCACAGCUAAGGAGCUGGACGAGGGCCUCCGAUUGGGUGGGCGAGAUGUUCAGGAAGUAGCUGAAAGCUUUAAUGUCGUCCUCGAGUCCUAUGCACAGUGCCAGGUCCUCAAAAUGGUAAACGGCCUUUGCGUUAUGAAGGGCCUUCAAGUUGACGAGCAGUUUGGCCACAUUAUAGAGCGCAAGUUUCGCUCAAGGCCAAUGGAGAUUGACUUUGGCAGCGAGCAGGCUGCCAGCAUAAUCAACAAAUGGGUAGCGGCCCAGACCAACAACCUAAUCAAGGACAUUAUCGGUCCAAGAGUUCUGACCAAGGACUCGCGGCUGUGCCUAGUGAACGCUAUUCACUUCAAAGGAAAAUGGUCAAUCGGAUUUAAUGAACGAGACACCCAAGAAGCUGAAUUCUUCGGAUCGGGUAAGCCCUCUAGAGUGAGAAUGAUGCACGUCUGCGAGAACUUCUUUUUUGCCGUGCUUCCAAGGCUCGAAGCCACUGCCCUCAGAAUGAAUUAUAGUGGCUGUAAUCUGGCUAUGAUCGUUAUACUUCCGGAUGAGAAGUCGAAUCUCACGCGGCUGGAAAAGCAGCUUACUGAUAUUUCUCUAGAGGCAUUGUCAGCGGCCAUGAAUCUGGAAAAAGUUGAUGUGAAGAUUCCUAGUUUCGCAGCCGAGUUUCAGCAGGAGCUAUCCCAGGUCUUUAUGCAGAUGGGCAUGAACCGCAUGUUUAGUGGUCAGGCUGAGCUUGGCGGAAUGCUAAAAUCCGAAAAGGGCCUAUUUGUCUCCAAGAUCGUCCACAAAGCAUUCAUCGAGGUCAACGAAGUGGGCACUGAAGCUGCAGCCGCAACGGCUGUAGUUGCCACAUUUAGAAGCAUGCCUCCACCCCAGGGUUCUCCAAAGGUAUUUCACGCUAAUAGACCUUUCUUCUAUGCUAUUCAUGACAACACCCAUGGGCUUCUAUUUGUCGGUCAUUUUGUCACCACAAAGGCUGAGAACUCCUAAUUCGUAUCUAAAGAAAAGA
Messenger RNA from Drosophila erecta, 1305 nucleotides. RefSeq names its product ovalbumin-related protein X. Lineage: Eukaryota; Metazoa; Arthropoda; Insecta; Diptera; Drosophilidae. Bases 141 to 1286 code for a protein of 381 amino acids. Gene Ontology annotation, molecular function: serine-type endopeptidase inhibitor activity. The transcript has 3 exons. The record is from RefSeq and is a predicted model, not a curated record.